Messenger RNA from Emiliania huxleyi CCMP1516, 587 nucleotides. RefSeq lists its product as hypothetical. NCBI's taxonomy places the organism in Eukaryota, Haptophyta, Isochrysidales, Noelaerhabdaceae. The annotation marks the transcript as partial. The record is from RefSeq and is a predicted model, not a curated record. The transcript is spliced from 6 exons.
AUGCCACGAUGCAGCGAGCCCACCAGAUGCACCCUCCCGGCGCGGCACGGCGCCGGGCCGCUCGUCGGCGCGGCGUGGGUGCUCGAGGAGCUCAACCGGCGCAUCGACCGGUUCACCUAUCGGCCAGAGUCCGUCAAGGAGCUCCCCUCCUCGGGCUGGUCGACGCCGCCGCAUUUUGCGAAUGCCGACGAGCAGGCCAACCUGAACGACAUCAUCGCGUCGUCUCUCAACGGCGCCCCCACGUUUGCGGCCGGCGUCGAGUUCUACGAGGCCCGCUUCAAGAAAGACAAGGGGUCGCAGGAGGCAGCCAAGCGGAUGCAGGACGGCCGAUGGACGCGCAAGCAGCAGCAGGGCGAUGUCGCGCCGGCGCGCCAGCGGCUCGUCUCGCUCAAGCCAGACCAUAGCCUCGACAAGGUCGUCCACCUGUGCAAGAUGGACUCGUGGGGCGCCGUCUCCGCCGCCCCGCUCCGCGUGCCCGGCAACGCCUCUGCGCCCGCCGCGUCGCUGCUUCUCGCGCCCGAGUGGCUCUUCUCUCACUUUCCGUACGGCAUCUUCUUCCCGGCGUACCGCGUCUGCCACGCCGCCUC